CUGUGAUUUCAUGUGCGGCCUCGGGGCGGACAGGAAACAGGCUUCUUCUCUCGGACGAGCAGUGUGGACCCCUCGACUGAGAGGCGGAGAGAAGCAAGGAGGAGGAGGGAGGGGGCUGUGAUGUGGAACGAAAACCGCGUCAGAGCAACCUAAAGAAGGUUAAAAAGGAAGGAAUGGGCGUUGGUCUCCGUCCCGUCCACUCGACCAAAAAUGCCCUCCUCCCCUUCUCGCACUCUCCUUCCGUCUCCCCCCUUAUUCCUGGGCAGAGAACAUAAAAUAUGUGAAAGAAACGACUUACAAGACAGAGGCGAAUAAAAAGAAAGAAAGCCACCCGUGAAUCUCUGUUUGCAUCUAUAUGAUCCAUCGACGACGACAGCGACGAUUCGGAAGGUGGAGGUCUGGAGGAGGAGGAGGAGGAGGAGAGGGUAAAGAAGAGGAAGGAGAGACAAGAUGAUGGGAGAUGGCGGGGUAAAGCAGAUCCUGGCCAAGCCGAUUCAGCUGGCGGACCAGGUGAGUAAAUGGGCGGACGACGCCCACUCGUUCAAGCAGGACUGCGCGGAGCUGAAGGCCAAAACGGAGCGCCUGGCGGGGCUGCUGCGGCAGGCCGCUCGCGCGGAUCUCUACGAACGCCCCACCCGCCGCAUCAUGGACGACACGGAGCAGGUCCUGGACAAGGCCCUCGCCCUCGUCGAGAAGUGCCGCGCCCAUGGCCUUGUCCGCCGCCUCUUCACCAUCAUCCCCGCCACCGCGUUCAAGAAGAUGUCCACCCAGCUCGACAACUCCAUCGGCGACGUCUCCUGGCUCAUCCGCGUCUCCUCCUCCUCUGGCUCCGACGACGGCGACUUCGACACCCACCUCGGCCUCCCCCCCAUCGCCCAGAACGAGCCCAUCCUCUUCCUCAUCUGGGAGCAGAUCGCCACCAUGCACACCGGCUCCCUCGACACCCGCGCCGACGCCGCCGCCAGCCUCGUCUCCCUCGCCCGCGACAAUGAUCGCUACGGCAAGCUCAUCAUAGAGGAGGACGGCGUUGGCCCCCUCCUCCGCCUCGUCAAGGAGGGCCGCCCCGAGGGCCAGGAGAGCGCCGCCCACGCCAUCGGCCUCCUCGCCCGCGACCCCGAGAGCGUCGAGCAGAUGGUCCUCGCCGGCGUCUGCUCCGUCUUCUCCAAGGUCCUCAAGGACGGCCCCAUGAAGGUCCAGGCCAUGGUCGCCUGGGCCGUCGCCGAGCUCGCCGCCAGCCACCCCAAGUGCCAGGACGUCUUCGCCCAGAACCACGUCGUCCGCCUCCUCGUCAGCCACCUCGCCUUCGAGACCGUCCAGGAGCACAGCAAGUACACCGUCCCCUCCAAGGGCAUCUCCAUCCACUCCGUCGUCUUGGCCAACAACAGCACCAACACGACCGCCAACGCCGCGGCGGCGAUGGCCCUCGACAACGGCGCCGAGCAGGCCCUGGUCAAGCAUCCGAACACGAUCACAGACCAGAACGCGAGCAAGAACCAGAUGCACUCCGUGAUCGAGUCCACUAUGGCCGCCAAAUCCAGUAAAACCCCGGCCAACACCAAAGGCCACACGAACCCCCACGUCGCCGGCAGCAACGGCAAGCAGCAAAAGGUGCCUCUCUCCGGAGCCAGCAUCAAGGGGCGGGAGUUCGAGGACCCGGCCACCAAAGCCUACAUGAAAGCCAUGGCCGCGAAGGCCCUGUGGCAGCUCGCCAAGGGCAAUCCCUCCGUCUGCAAUAGCAUCACCGAGUCCCGGGCCCUCCUCUGCUUCGCGGUGCUCCUCGAGAAAGGGGCGGAAGAGGUCCAGUACUAUUCCGCCAUGGCCCUGAUGGACAUCGCGCGCGUGGCGGAGCAGCAUUCGGAUCUCAGGCGGUCCGCGUUCAAGCCGAGUUCGCCGGCGGCGCGGGCGGUGGUCGACCAGCUUCUGAGGAUCGUAGAGAAGGCCGACUACGACGACCUCCUCGUCCCCUGCAUCGUCGCAUUAGGCAGCUUGUCGAGGACCUUCCGGGCGACGGAGACCCGGAUCAUAGCGCCGCUGGUUCGGUUGCUCGACGAGAGGGAAGCCAUCGUGUCCAAAGAGGCCGCGAUCGCCCUGACCAAGUUCGCCUGCACCGACAACUACCUCCACCUCGAUCACUCCAAGGCCAUCAUCAAUGCGGGAGGGGCGAAAGACCUGGUUCAGCUGGUGUAUUUUGGCGAACAGGCAGUGCAGGUGGCGGCAUUGAUCCUGCUGUGCUACAUCGCGCUGCAUGUGCCCGACAGCGAGGCGCUGGCCCAGGCCGAGGUCCUCACCGUGCUCGAGUGGUCUUCCAAGCAGGGGUACAUGGUUCAGGACCCGACCGUGGACACCUUGUUGCCGGAGGCAAAGGUGAGGCUGGAGCUGUACCAGUCGAGGAGUCGCAGAGGGUACCACUGAGAGUCCUCCACCACCCCACCCCACCCCACCCCAAAAAACACACCCCUUUCCGAGUCUCCGAUUGCCAGGAAUGUACAUACAUACAUACAUACAUACUUCUUCCGUAUGCAUCCUUAAAAAGGUUACGUUGCACGCCCAAAACACCAUUUUGUUCGUCUGAUUUGUGGAACGCGCGUGCUUGCUGAAUUCAUGAUGGCUUAAGUCUGGGAAAUUUUGGUAGAGUGGGAGCAGAUCAUUCGUAUUAGGUAUUCUCAACUUUAUUGAUUCUUUUUUAGUCUCUUUUGGUUCAUUUGCUUUGUUUUCGUGUGAAGAACACCGAAAUGGCCACUUUUCGGAAUUCCUCCCAUGACUCUGAAUUCUCCGUAUCCUUUCUCACCGGAUAUCUGAUCUGCGCCAGGAGAUAUCUGCAAGUUUCUAUUUGCUAUUCUCGUUCUUGUGGCCCGGCAUGAUUUAUGGUGGCCAUUGCCAACCAUUCAUAGUUUCUAAGAAUGGCAGCAGGUUGGAUUGAGCCAUCUAUUUUA
Molecule: messenger RNA, 2933 nt
Organism: Musa acuminata AAA Group (dessert banana)
Lineage: Eukaryota; Viridiplantae; Streptophyta; Magnoliopsida; Zingiberales; Musaceae
Exons: 1
Coding region: 451-2412 (653 amino acids)
Biological process (GO): cell surface receptor signaling pathway
Molecular function (GO): protein binding
Source: RefSeq, a predicted model, not a curated record